Molecule: messenger RNA, 1467 nt
Organism: Arachis ipaensis
Lineage: Eukaryota; Viridiplantae; Streptophyta; Magnoliopsida; Fabales; Fabaceae
Molecular function (GO): protein binding
Source: RefSeq, a predicted model, not a curated record
UAUCUAUAUUUUUCUAUACUUUUCCUUUAUUUAAAGGUAUUAACUGUUAUAAAGUGAGAGGAAGAAGGGAAGUAUCGUCCUCAUCUCUUGAGAAAUGGAUCGGGAUUAUGAUAUGAGGCAGCAUUCCCUCCUGAAAGUUCCCGGGGCCAAGCUCCGCCUGAUGUGCAGCUAUGGAGGCAAUAUCAUGCCACGCCCCCGCCCCCACAACAACCACGACUCUCUCUACUACGUGGGCGGCGACACCCGCAUGGUGGCUGUGGAGCGUAACACCUCCCUGAAGGACCUCUGUGCUGGCCUCUCCAACACCCUUCUCCAUGGACGUCCCUUCACCCUCAAGUACCAGCUCCCCGAGGAGCAACUUGACAACCUCAUCAGCGUGGCCACCGAUGACGACCUCCAGAACAUGAUCCAAGAGUAUGACCGCUUGGCUUCUUUCUCUCCUCCUCUGCGUCUCAGGGUCUUCCUCUUUGUCUCCAAACUAGACACGGCGGCUUCCAUGGGUGCACUCCUGGACGAUGCCAAGUCCGAGACGUGGUUCGUGGACGCUCUCAACAACUCGGGGAUGAUGAAUAAUAUAUCUCGUGUUGUUUCUGAUUCUGCUGCUGUUGAUGAAUGUCUCCUCAGCCUUGUUGAUGAAGUCCCAGUCCCACAUAACACGGAGCAGGAAGUUAAUAAGCAGCAUUUGGGUGAUGGCAGCAGCAAGGUGAUGGACGAGCAUUUUGCACAACUCACGCUUGGUUUGCCUUCUCCUGAUUCUGUUGCAAGUGAUAGUAGCAUUGCAUCUGCAGCAAGUUGUUCAAUCUCAAAGGGGCAGGGGUUUUACUAUCAAGAACAACAAGUGGAUCCAAAUCAGAAUCAGCAGCAGCAAUUUGUGUAUAUCCAACCCCACACUCACAACACUGGACAUGGACAUGGACAAGUGACAAUGCCAACCUACCACAACACAGUGUAUGUAGUGCCAGUUGACAUUUCACAAGUGGCAACUAAUUACCCAACUAUGCUAACUACCCCAACCAAUGUACCUGACAUGCCUUCAACUCAUCCUGCAUUUCUUCAAACACCUUCCAAUCAAUAUCAGCAACAACGCUAUGUGCCUUUGCCUCAUCAUCCAAUUGCAGUUGCCACAACCAAUUAUGGGGGUGGACCUAAGCAAGACCAGCAACUAGUAUAUUACACACAAACGCAAACCCAGCAGCAGCAAUCCAGUGCUCCACAACCCCUUCAGUACCAAUCCAUGAUCCCAGCAGCCAAAGAGUUCCCUCUGUGAUAUAUACUAAGUAUGGACGGCAUUUUGUUGAUUUUGUACUCCGACAAUAAAUAAGGAUCACAUCUAUCUCCUCUUUCUUUCUUUCCUUGUAUGAAAGAUCAUGCAUGUUGUUUGCAAAUCCUGCUUAAUUAAUUUUCAGAUUUUAAUCUAUCUAUGUAUGGUUAAAUUUGAGUUGACAGUUCCAAUCGCCAAAAGUUAAA